GGAGCCACAAGCCCCCGCAGCCACUGGUCAACCGGGAGCUUCGGAGCAUCAACGAUAACGAUGGUUUCCCUGCUUCUGCUGUGUGUGUCCUUGCCCCUUGUAUGGGCGACGACGUCAUUUCAACACCAUGACGGCUUGGAUGGCAAACUGCGUGUCAGCAUCCCACUGGAGGUCCCGCUCCGCCCCCUGCUGGGCGGCAAGGUGGUGGUUCCCUGCUACUUCCAGGACAACACCGCCGGCGACCCGGGCGCCCCAACGCCCGCCCCGCUCUCCCAUCGCAUCAAAUGGACCUUCAUCACCAAGGAAAACAUCACCACCAUCCUGGUGGCAUCGGAGGGCAAAGUCCACAUCGAGUCGGAGUACAUGGACAAAGUAACGAUGAUCAACUACCCGCUGGUGCCGACGGAUGCUAGCCUGGAGAUAACAGAGCUAAGGUCCAAAGACUCGGGCGCUUACCGUUGCGAGGUCAUGCAAGGCAUUGAGGACAACUACGACACCGUGGAACUGCAGGUUCAGGGUAUUGUGUUCCACUAUCGAGCUAUCACCACCCGGUACACCCUCACCUUUGAGAAGGCCAAGGCAGCUUGCAUCCAAAACAGCGCCACCAUUGCCACCCCAGCCCAACUGCAGGCCGCCUAUGACGAUGGAUACCACCAGUGUGAUGCUGGAUGGCUGUCUGAUCAGACUGUCAGGUACCCCAUCCAUUAUCCUCGGGUGGAAUGUUACGGAGACAAGGAAAACUUUCCCGGUGUGAGAACCUAUGGAGUUCGAGACGUCAACGAGACUUAUGACGUGUACUGUUUUGCAGAGAAGAUGGCAGGCAGAGUCUUCUACUCCAUGUCGGUGGAGAAGUUCACUUUCGACGAAGCUGAGGAUCAGUGCACCAAACUGGGUGCCAGACUUGCCACCACCGGCCAGCUUUACAUGGCCUGGAAGGGCGGCAUGGACGUGUGUAACGCGGGCUGGUUGCGCGACAGGAGCGUACGAUACCCCAUCAACAUUGCCAGACCUCAAUGUGGAGGUGGGCUCCUUGGGGUCAGGACGGUCUACCUAAACCCUAACCAGACGGGAUACCCGCUUCCGAGCACUCGUUACGAUGCUAUCUGCUUUCAAGGUAGCGAUGAUGAAGGUGCCGUUCCUGGAAGGACCACUCCUUUCCCAGACAUCAUGAGCAUAACACCGGCCCCUGGAGUUUAUCCGGGCUUCACAACCACACCUGGAGGUCAGGAGAUCAAGCAUGGAGGGGUGGACAUUCUUACCAAGCCCAUCUCACCUCCGUUUACGGACGCUGCCAUGGCUCCCACCGGUGUGGUGUUCCACUACCGACCUAUUACUGGUCGGUAUACUCUGACCUUUCUGGAAGCCCAACAAGCCUGCGAGAGUAUUGGAGCAGUCAUCGCCAGCCCCUUGCAGCUUCAGGCAGCCUUUGAGAAGGGCCUACACCAAUGUGAUGCUGGUUGGCUUAGCGAUCAGACAGUCAGAUAUCCCAUUGUGUCACCUCGGGAUAAUUGCGCGGGUAAUCUACUGCACCUUCCUGGAGUCCGAUCCUAUGGCGUGAGGCCAGACUUUGAGCGUUAUGAUGUGUUUUGUUACGUUGAACGUCUGCAAGGUGAGGUCUUCUACACUAGCGACUACGACAGCUUCUCUUUCGAGGAGGCUGUCCAGCACUGUGAGAACCUCAACACCACGCUGGCCACCACUGGACAGAUGUACGCUGCCUGGAACCAAGGCCUUGAUAAGUGCCGCCCAGGCUGGCUGAUGGACCGCAGUGUCCGGUAUCCUAUCACCACCUCCAGAUCCCUCUGUGGGGGUGGUCAGGUGGGCGUGCACAUUAUCUAUGCCUUCCCAAACCAGACAGGAUUUCCUGAUGAGCACUCACGCUAUGAUGCCUAUUGUUUCAAAGCUGAAACAACCACCACUGACACGGACACGGAAUCCAUUUUCGACAAGUUACUGACAGUGGAUGUUGUCAGCAAAACAACUGUUGCAGUUGAUCAUGCCCUUCCAACUAUUGAACCGACCACGACCUACAACGACACUGAAAUAAGUGUAAACAUCACAGAAAUAGAAGAGGUUAUCCAGAUGACAAACACCUCAACCCAUCUAACUAUUCCAACUGUCCUAAUUGAUGCUUCUGCCUCUGGAUCGGGUGAUCAUUCAGCCAGUGGGGAUAUGUCUGGAGAGUCCAGUACCACCAGCGGGAGCGGAGCCUCUGGUUCAGGACUGGACAUCACCUUCAGUGGACACACGGACAUCCUGUCAGGAGACCAUUCCGCUUCCGGUGAUCCACAAGGAGCCGAGGGUGGCAGUGCAAUUUUCACCUCGGGCGACUCCGAAAGCACAUCGGGAUCAGGAUCUGGUUUUGUUGGAUCAGGUUCAGGUUCAGCCAGUGGCAGCAGAGACAUUAGUGGCAGUGGUGAUGACAUUCUGAUCAAUGUACUGGACGGAAAAGAAAAAGAACUGGUAAUCCCAACCCUCACUGAGCAGGAGUUAGGCAGUGGAGUUUUGUGGACUUCAGGAAUGUCCGGAUCAGGAAGCAUUUCCGGAUCAGGAAUCAUGUCUGGAUCAGGAGAUAUGUCCGGAUCAGGCAGUGGAAUUUCCGGUAUCUCCUUUACGGACAAUGGUGCCAUUGACCUUACAAUUAAGCAAUUGGGAGAGCAAGAGCUGUAUGGAUCCACAGAAAUGUCUGGAUCAGGAUUUAUGUCCGGAUCAGGCUCCAUAUCCGGAUCGGGCAGUGGAUUUUCUGGUAUCAUCUUUACAGACGAUGGUGCCAUUGACCUGACAAUUCAGCAAUCAGGAGAGCAGGAGUUGUAUGGAUCUGCUGAAAUGUCUGGAUCGGGAUCAAUCUCUGGAUCCGGCUUUUUGUCGGGAUCAGGCAUCGAAGGAUUUUCCGGCAUCUCCUUUACAGACAAUAGUGCCGUUGACUUAACAGUCCAGAUAUCAGGAGAGCAAGAGUUAUCUGGAUAUCAUCCCUUUUCGUCAGGCUCUGCAAGUGGCUUUUCAUCUGGUGUUUCAGGCAGCGGUUCUGCCUCUGGCCAGCCAUUCCACACGGACGGGGGUGUCCUCUUUAUAACAGAUGACCGGAUAAAGGAAGUUACUGUUUCUACUCAAGAACACCGUCCAGAAGAGGGCCGUGGUGUUGUAGAAAUCAGCGGCCAAGAAAGCGGUUCUGGAAUCCACCUUCAAAUCUCAGGCAGUGACAAGCCAUCAGCUACCGGGGUUUCUAUAGGUUUUCCUUCUGGAUCUACCACGGCUUACCCAGACUACAAUGGUCCAUCAGGGUACGAGGAAGAAGAAACAGUCCUCGUCCUGACUCCCGAACCUGCCUACGUCAACCCGACAACUGCACCGUCGAUCUCAUUAGCAACACCCCCGGUUGUGGAGCAGCCAGAAGUACAAGAGGCUGUGCAUAGUUGUCCCGAGGGCUGGUUGGAGUUCAUGGGAAGCUGUUACCUUCACUUCACCGACAGACACACCUGGUCAGAUGCUGAGCAGCGUUGCCAGGAGCUUAACGCCCACCUGGUCAGCGUCAGAUCUGAAGAGGAGCAGCAGUUUCUCAACUCCAAAGGUCAGGACUAUGAGUGGAUAGGUCUCAACGAUAAAGAUGUACAGAAUGAAUUCCGCUGGACAGACGGCAGCGCUCUGACAUAUGAAAACUGGAGGCCUAACCAACCUGAUAACUACUUCAAUUCCGGGGAGGACUGUGUGGUGAUGAUUGGCCACGAAGGAGGCCAGUGGAACGACGUUCCCUGCAACUAUUACCUUCCCUUCUCCUGCAAGACACAACCUGCUGGUUGCGGAGCGCCUCCAGAGGUGGCGCACGGCUCACCGAUGGGCGUCAUCCGAGAUAAUUAUGCUGUAAACUCCAAAGUGCGGUACCAGUGUCAAGCGGGCUACACGCAGCGCCACCUGCCUGUCAUACGAUGUAUGGAGAACGGACAGUGGGAGAGGCCACAAGUGGAAUGUAUAGAAACAGAUGGCGGCAACAGGCUACACAAAAGAUCGGUGAAGAACAGAAGUCGAGGAGUCACCAGCCGACAGGAGCACAGAAAAACGCUCUGAGGAGGAGGACUGAAUGAAGCACAAGUGAGAUUUAUAAAAGGACCCCUCCCAUGGACACCAAUGCCCGACCAAAAAUCAUAGCAUUUUACCCUUGCCAAUGUAAAUACAAGCACUAAAAACACAUUUAGACACUGACAAUGUUGCUGAACUGACUAGUGCCUUUAGUAAAGGCGCUUACUUAAUGUUAUUUAAAGAGUCUAAUUUAUAGCUGUAAUUAAUGUUCUCCAUGCACAAGUACUACUGCAGUUUGCCAUAUUUUAACCCAUCUUAUUUCCUGGUCUGUGUUUGUAUUUGGUCUUCAGCGACCAGUUUUCGAAGAUUUUAGUCGAGGACUGCGAUUUUCGAGCGGUCAAUGAUCCCAAUUUCGUGUAGUACAGUAGAAUGUUUUUUUUUUUUUUUUAAUUAAAUCAGAAGAUGCUUUUCCUCAAUAUCCCAUUUGUCGGAAUGAAUCCGUUUAAAACUGCUUGUAAAUGAAUCUAGAACAUGAAACUCUGUAGAUUAAAUUUGUGCUUUUAUAUAAGUUCGCUUCAUCGAAUCUUGUGUUUAAUGAUCAUCAAAUGUGUGAAAUUUUCUUCAGAAAACAACAUAAGAUGGCUUAUGUAAGACUAAAUUUGUCGUUUUCAAUGUUCCGGGAAUAAUCAUGACACCUUUACCGUAAUUUUUGGACUAUAAACCACUACUUUUUCCCCCUCGUUUUGAAUCCCGCAGCAUACUUGUUGAUUUAUUUGGGUUAAUAAGUAAAACUUUAUUUACAGCAGCAUCAUAGAACUGCCAUGAGACCAAAUGAACCACCAUGAAGCUUUAAGAAGCUUCAUUUGGCCAUCACUGCUCCCUUAGGGGAGACAGUCAACCUCUGCUGCCCCCUGCUGCCAACACUUAUCACCCAACAUGCCUCCUAGCAUGCAUUGCAGCGCUAUAGAUAUAAAUAACAAUCAAAAUUCAUGUUUUGUGCUAAUUAUUUCUUCAGUUACUGUUCCCGUUGUUUCAUUAAUUACUAGUUAUGGUAUUUGGUAACACUUUAUUCGACAGUGGCACUAUAAGACUGUCAUGAAACCAUCAUAAUUAUGACAUGACACUAUUAUGGCAUUAAUAAAAGCUUAUGACGGAUGACAUUAAGUGUCAUCUGGCAAAUAUGUCACCAACUCCAUUUAUGUCCAGCUCAGAUCUUUUACAUCCAUUCAAAAGAGCUAAUUUGCCAGUAACGCUGCAAUGCAUUCUAGGAGGCAUGAUGGAUGACAACAGUUGUUGACAGCAGGUGGCAGCAAAGGUUGACUGUAUCCAAGGGAGCAGUGAUGGUUGUAUGAAACUUCUUGAAGCAAUGAAGACAUGGUGGUCCAUUUGGUUUUAUAACAGUCUAAUGAUGCUGCUUUCAAAUAAACUUACUAGUUAAACUUACUAGUCUUUUGGUGUAAAUAUCCCAUAUUACAUUAAGGACAGGUGCGGUUUAUCGUCCAGUGCGAGUUAUCUAUGAACAAAAGCCAUUUUCGUGUCAGAUUUGGUUGGUGGCAGCUUAUAGUCAGGUGCACCUUAUAGUCCAGAAAUUACGGUAAAUCAUUUCGAUUUGAUUUUUACUAGAAUUACCGUGAUAUAAUAAUAUUGUUACCGAUAUGGCACCAAAAUGGUACUGCACAAUAUAAUCAAUUAGUUUAUCACUAGGGUUGUUCAGAUCAUGUUUUUUUGCUCCCGAUCCAAUCCCGAUCGUUUUAGUUUGAGUAUCUGCCGAUCCCGAUAUUUCCUGAUCUGAUUGUUUGGGUUUUUUUUGCUCCCGAUUCAAUUCCAAUCAUUCCCGAUAAUUUUUCCCGAUCAUAUACAUCUUGGCAAUGCAUUAAGAAAGAAAUGAAUAAAACUCGGACAAAUAUGUACAUUCAAAUACAGUACGUAAGUACUGUAUUUGUUUACUAUGACAAUAAAUCCUCAAGAUGGCAUUGACAUUAUUAACAUUCUUUCUGUGAGAGGGAUCCACGGAUAGAAAGACUUGUGACUUUGUAUAUUGUGACUAAAUAUUGCCACCAAUGUAUUUGUUGAGCUUUCAGAAAAUGAUACUGUAGCCUUGCCUAAAUGCAUGAUGGGAAGUGGAACCAUGACUGUGCGUAGUGCUACCAAUUGAUAUAUCUUCUCUGCGUUGGGAAAUAACAUAAGGUGUUAAGAAAAAGAUCAAUUGUUAACUUGCUUCCCCACAUUGCUUCCCAUGAUAUUUCUAAUCGUGGGAAGAGGGAUUCUAAGGCUUUAGCCAAUUAACAAAAAGGCUCCAAAGGCUGCCAAAAUUCAUUCCACUCAGUUUACGCUGCCUAUUAUCUCUCUAUAAUGGUAAAACGGUGCCAUUACAGAUUGAGCGCGACAAUGCGUGAGUGGGUCGUGCAGCGCAUGCAUUAAUUGCGUUAAAUGUUUUAACGUGAUACAUUAUUACUGCCGUUAUCGUGAUAAAUUUGAUAACCCUACCUGAAGCCUACACUAAAGAUGAGUGUAACAUACUAUGUCUGUAACAUUAAAUACAAUUAGAAAACGAUUUAAUUUAAAAAUAUAUAUAUUUAAAAAAGGGAUGGCCGACAUUUUCUUGCCGAUUCCGAUACUUUGAAAAUGACGUGAUCAGACCCGAUCGAUCUCUGUUUAUCACUAUUAGAUGUCCAAUCCAUUUGAAGCGGGAUGGUGGCAGCGAAUGAACAUACGUUCAAAGACUCAAAAUUCUUUUCAAUGCUUCAAAAAAAAAAUUUUUUUUUUAAAAAAACGAAUUCAUUGAAGUUGGCAAAAACAUGUUCAUUCAUUUCCUGAUCUCAUUUUGCGCAUUUUUUGUGUAUUAUCAUUAUUAAAUAAUAUCAUUUUAAAACACUACCUACGCAAGCACAAAUCACAAUUUAACAUGUCUGUGUGAAUUAAUUGUCAGAUUUGAAUGGUUAGUGGGGACCCGUCGCUGGUUUAACGCAUGGGACUCACUGUAAAUAUUCUACACUGCAACUGUGUGAACAGCAGGAUCUGUCAAUAACAGAACAUAUCUUUUUUCAUUGUGCAUCCUAUAUAGUCAGAGGUAGGUAGAGUAGCCAAAAAAAUGUACUCGAAUUACAAAGUAUUUGGUGAAAGGAAUACUCAAAUAAUGAGUACUUUACAAAGUCUGAUUUUUAAAAAAUUUUUUUAAACAUGGUAUAUUGUUUUUCUCAGCACAACGUCAUCUAUAUGAUCUGUUAUUAUUAUACAGUAGACUACUACAAUUUAUUACAUAACAAUAUUAGGCCCCCCAAAAAUCGAAUUCAGACGAGAAAAUUUCAACUUAAGUGCCUUCUAGUAGAGAAACAUAGACUUCAUAAUGAUAUUGACGGGACACUUUCCCCAGACACAGCGCUACGCCUUCAAGUAGGGCGGGGUCUCAAACUCUGCUUCAGUCGGUCGAAGUUAUUCUCAAACACAUGCAGCAAUCCAACACCGGAUUUAGGUGUAAAAACAACAACAGUUGUACCGCAUACAAACAGGAAAGAUUGUCUUAGGAGUGAUUUGUUCAAGGAUUCAAGGUAAUUAUUAUAUUUUUCGUACCAUGCAUGGAUUUUGAAACAUUGUGAGGAAAAAAAAUCAAUGGGAGAAAUGAACCGCUACGGCAUUGGCGUCAUAAUUCGCAAUAUUUACGUAAAAUAAAUGCUAAGUGCCCUUUUUUUUUUUUUUUGCUUUUAACCCAGAAUCGAGACUGUUUUACGUUCAUAUCUAUAAAGAAUUCAUGGAUUUACGCAUUUAUUCUAGGGCUGUCAAACGGUUAAAAUUUUUAAUCAAGUUCAUUACAGCUUAAAAAUUAAUUAAUUGUAAUUUAUCACAAUUCAAACCAUCUAUAAAAUAUGCCAUAUAUAUAUUAGUAAGAUAUUGUUGGAAUGGAAAGAUAAGACAAGAUGGAUAUAAACAUUCAACAUACGGUACAUAAGUACUGAAAUUUGUUUAUUAUAACAAUAAAUCAACAAGAUGGCAUUAACAUUAUUAACAUUCUCUUAAAGCGAUCCAUGGAUAGAAAGA
Corythoichthys intestinalis (scribbled pipefish) is the source of this 8049-nucleotide messenger RNA. It is a transcript of the gene acanb, whose product is annotated as aggrecan b. Gene Ontology annotation, cellular component: perineuronal net; synapse. The transcript is spliced from 18 exons. The record is from RefSeq and is a predicted model, not a curated record. NCBI's taxonomy places the organism in Eukaryota, Metazoa, Chordata, Actinopteri, Syngnathiformes, Syngnathidae. Gene Ontology annotation, molecular function: hyaluronic acid binding. Bases 61 to 4062 code for a protein of 1333 amino acids. Gene Ontology annotation, biological process: skeletal system development; central nervous system development; positive regulation of neuroblast proliferation.